This is a messenger RNA of Striga hermonthica, 1392 nucleotides long. NCBI's taxonomy places the organism in Eukaryota, Viridiplantae, Streptophyta, Magnoliopsida, Lamiales, Orobanchaceae. The record is from the annotation of a GenBank genome assembly.
AUGAGUGGCCAAAGAGUGGCUCAAUUUGUGGAUGACGAUUUUGGCGAAUUUGGACUGGAAAAUGCACCGGCAAGGACGAGAGAUGUAUUUGAGGCAGACAAGAGACGGCCACUUUCAUCGGACAAUCAACGGGAUAAGGAGACAGCAGUCGAUCGGCUGAGUGACCUGCCGGAUUCCUUAAUUCUCCACAUCCUUUCUUUCCUGGGCUCUGAUGUGACCAAAGUUGCAGCUACCUGCGUGCUGUCCAAAAGAUGGCAAUAUAUCUGGCCUCAACUGCCCAGGCUGGCCUUCCUUCAAGAAGAGUGCCUCAACUCUACCUGGGAUAUCGAGAAAUCAAGCAGUUUCGUGUCAUGGGUACACAGGACCCUCCUUUUCCGCACCACUACUCAUUUGGAGGAGUUUAAGGUCAGCUUUCUGUACGGCGAGUGCUAUGCCUCAGAUGUCAACGCUUGGGUUUUGUAUUCCUCUUCUUCCUUGGAGUCCUUGUUCUUGGGUCGCUGCAUUUUGGGUCCACAGAGCACGAUUGAGUGGCCAUCUUUGACUUGGUUAAACAUUAACGAUGUGGAGCUAAACGAAUGUGUGAUUCAAAAGAUACUAUCAUGUUGUCCAGUCCUGCGUAAGCUGCGGCUGAAAUCAUGCUGGGGAUUCAAGCGUUUGGAUGUAAAUUCUGAGAGUAUUAAAGGCCUUACGGUGUUGGACUAUGAAGAUAACAGCAUAUUCGAAUUGAUGAAUAUCUCGGCACCCUUUCUACAGGAGCUACACGUCUCAUUUCGUCCGAGAAAGACAAAACUGCAGCUCAUGAAUGUAUCAUCCCUUGUUAGCGCCAACAUCGAUUUCGAUGUAACCAAUGUAUCUGUUGAGGUAAUGAUUGACGCAAUGGAACUUCUUGAAAAGACUCAACAUGCCCGUGGACUUGUACUAAGAGGCGAAUGCAUUAAGGUUCUAUCAAAGUUGGUGGCGCAUGGGUGGCGGCCUCCACAAUCGUCCAAGCGAAAUUGGUUGACAUUAGAAACUUCGCGGGAGGAGAUUAGCAUUCCUGGAAUACUUGCCCUGCUCGAAUCUUGUCCAAACCUCAAGAAACUUCUUAUAGACAGUUGUGAUUCUUACAAGGAAUCUGUCAGGACAUGGACCCCUGCUGCAAGGGACGAUUUGGAUCUCGACUUAGUGCACUUGAAGACUGUUCGUUUAUUUGAUAUUGCUGAUCCCAAUUUAGGCGGUGAGCCGAUGCUUACAUUGGCCCGAAUCUUGCUUAAGAGAGCUACAUCAUUGAAAAAGAUGGUGAUCGAUGCAUUUGAAAAUCUAACCAAUUUUCCGGAUUUUGCAAAGAUGUCUGAAACAGUACUUAGUUACCCGAAAUCCUCGGGAAAAGCAGUGAUCAUCCUUCGUCAGUGA